Messenger RNA from Aphidius gifuensis, 1146 nucleotides. Its product is annotated as odorant receptor 13a-like. The coding region runs from base 1 to 1146 and encodes 381 amino acids. Gene Ontology annotation, cellular component: plasma membrane. The transcript is spliced from 6 exons. Gene Ontology annotation, molecular function: odorant binding; olfactory receptor activity. NCBI's taxonomy places the organism in Eukaryota, Metazoa, Arthropoda, Insecta, Hymenoptera, Braconidae. The record is from RefSeq and is a predicted model, not a curated record. Gene Ontology annotation, biological process: detection of chemical stimulus involved in sensory perception of smell; sensory perception of smell.
AUGAAAAAAAAUAAUAAAAUUGAACGACAUGUAUCGUUGAGAAUGACACGUUUAUUUAUGAAAUUUAUUGGUAUGUGGUAUCCAAAAAAUUCACGUGAUUCAUCAUUAUCAAAUUUAAUAAUAAUCUACACAAUAAUUGCACAAGUUAUUGGCCUGAUUAUAAUGCUGAUUGAUAUAUACUACAUAAGAAGUGAUUUACGUGCAAUUGCAUUUAAUUUACCAGUUACAAUAACAAUCAUUCAAGAAUUAAUAAAAAUGACAAAAUUUUUGUGUAAUAUUAAAGAUGUACAAAGACUAAAUGAAUUUACUGAAAAAAAUUUUUGGAAAUUAAAUUAUGAUAAAGCAGAAUUGAAAAUACUUGAAAAAUGUAAUCAACGUUGUAUAUUAUCAUGUGAACAUGACAAGUACAAUAGAAGUAGUCGACAACUUCCAUUUAAUAUGUAUUUUAAAUUCGCUGAAUUGACACCUUAUUAUGAGCUGUGUUAUUUUAUUCAGUCUGCAGCAACAAUUGGUGUGACAGUUUGUACAACAGCAUUUAUAUCACAUUUAUUUACAUUGAAUAUAUAUGCAGCUGGACAAUUUCAAAUAUUACAACGAAAAAUGACAAUGUCACAUUGUCAAAAUGAAAACAAAGAGCCAAAUAGUCUUCAAGUAGCCACAAGUUCAUUUGACAAUUUAAAAAUAUGUAUAAAACAGCAUCAAAUGUUGAUCAAGUAUAUAAAUAUGAUUGAAAAUUUAUACAAUCCAAUAACAUUUAUUCUUGCACUUGGUGCUGUAUGUACAAUAUGUUUGACAGGUUUUCAAUUAGUCGUUGGAGUUGACAUGACAUUUCAUCGAACAGCACUUAGUUUUGAAUUUUUUGUUGCAUCAGUUAUUAUGUUGUUCAUGGCAUGUUAUUGUUGUCAAGCAAUAAUAAUUGAAAGCUUGGCUGUUGGUGAUGCAGCAUAUGCUGCAACUUGGUACACACCAGAUGUUAAAGAUCAAAAAGCUUACAAACAAGCAUUGAUGUUUAUUAUGUUAAGAUCUAAAAAAAAUUGUAUUAUUACUGUUGGAAAAUUAGCUCCAAUGUCUAUAGAAAUAUUCACAGUGGUUUUCAAUAAAUCAAUGUCAUUUUUUACGGUAUUAAGAAGAACAUUGGAAGAAUAA